Rhinopithecus roxellana (golden snub-nosed monkey) is the source of this 4946-nucleotide messenger RNA. RefSeq names its product transmembrane protein 127 (gene TMEM127). The record is from RefSeq and is a predicted model, not a curated record. Lineage: Eukaryota; Metazoa; Chordata; Mammalia; Primates; Cercopithecidae. Bases 1138 to 1773 code for a protein of 211 amino acids. The transcript has 3 exons. Gene Ontology annotation, cellular component: membrane. Gene Ontology annotation, biological process: negative regulation of cell population proliferation; negative regulation of TOR signaling.
GUGAUCCGCCCGUCUCGGCCUCCCAAAGUGCUGGGAUUACAGGCUUGAGCCACCGCGCCCGGCCGAGAGGAGGUGUUCUGUGUCUAGCCAGGGCAUCGUGGGCUACACCACUGGCUUGAAUUUCAAGUUAGGGUCCUGCCUUGCGUGCCAUUUCUCUCUCAAAUAAAAUCCUACGUCCAUAACCUUCAGGGCUUUUCUUUAGCAAUCCCUCGUGGGAGCAGGUGCUUGUCGCCUUCCCCGCUGUCCCGAUGUCUAGGGAGGGAGGAGAGAAACACUGAGAUACUGACUCCAGAAGAGCCUCUGAGCUGGGCUCCAAGCCUGCCUAGGAUAACCGCCUGUUCUUCCGCUGUGCUCUGAGACCCUCUGAGGAAAGCCUGCCUGUUACAUGGGGCAGGCCCCUGGGGUGUCUGUUAUCGUUACCCAGUGGGAAGUUUACACUUGGUUUUCUACUGACCGUGAGGGUUGACUCACAGCUUUGGAGUGGAGAAAGGCAGUUACAUUGAAACAAAACCUGUUGGAGUGUGAGGUCAGAAGUCUCUUCUCGCUAUCAUGGUGUCUCACUUGUAGGGUAGGCCCUGAGUCUGGCUUUAGUAGGCUUUGGUCCACACAGGCUGACGUGUGGUUGGGGAGGUCUUGGUAGAAGAGGGAAAGGCCUGCCGAGGGGACACACUGGCCCAGCUGAGGCAGCCUCUGGUUAGGAACAGUCCAGGCGGCUGCUCGUUCACGGGCUGACCCAGCAGGCCCUGGUGGUGGGUGGGGCAGAUGUUCCUGUUUUCGUGGAUAGAUGGGAGAGCAGGGGACCAGCGCAGUCCAGGGACUUGCCCAGAGUAACACAGUCUCUGCUAGAGCUAGGAUUCGGCACGGGUCCCGAGCCUCCCUGGUGUCCUGACCGCUUCCUGGAGCAGGCUCUGAUGGUGGCAGUGCUGCAGGAGCUUGGACACCAUGCCUGGCAGGCUUUGCCCAAUAAUUCCCCAUGUGAGGACUUAAUAACCCAAACCUUUUUUGCUUCUGUGAGAGAUUUCAUUGCUUCAAGCUGUUCCUCUAGUGAGCUUAGCAGCUGGCUCCGAGGAUGGCUCCGACGGUAUUCCUGUUGGCUUCUGAUCCCUCAUUCACGCACAGCUCCUUAGGAAUUGAUUGAUGAUCUCCAGGCAAAAAUACAGUCGCGGACUCUGGUACUUGGUGAUUCCGAGCAGCACAGUGCAGGGGAGCCUGACCAUAGUUUGGAAUCUAGCUCUGCAGCGUGUGGCCUGGAGGAAGCCACUUCACCUCCUGGAGCCCCCAACUCCUCAUCCGAGCUGUGAUUUCUGCAUGAAUCCCCAGACAGUGCUGCUCCUGCGGGUCAUCGCCGCCUUCUGUUUCCUGGGCAUCCUGUGCAGUCUCUCCGCCUUCCUUCUGGAUGUCUUUGGGCCCAAGCAUCCCGCCCUGAAGAUCACCCGUCGCUAUGCCUUCGCCCAUAUCCUCACGGUCCUGCAGUGUGCCACCGUCAUUGGCUUUUCUUAUUGGGCUUCUGAACUCAUCCUGGCCCAGCAGCAGCAGCAUAAGAAGUACCAUGGAUCCCAGGUCUAUGUCACCUUCGCCGUUAGCUUCUACCUGGUGGCAGGAGCUGGUGGAGCCUCAAUCCUGGCCACGGCAGCCAACCUCCUGCGCCACUACCCCACAGAGGAAGAGGAGCAGGCUCUGGAGCUGCUCUCCGAGAUGGAGGAGAACGAGCCCUACCCGGCGGAAUAUGAGGUCAUCAACCAGUUCCAGCCACCCCCUGCCUACACACCCUAAUGCCAGCCUUGGGCUCUCUUCCUCGGCAGCCCCUCCCCCAACUCUGCAGCUCCUCUCGCACCCAGAGGAGCUCUUUUCCCCAGCUGGCCUCACUGGUAGGAUCCUGACCAUCUUCUCCAAACCUUCCCCAGGAGAGACUCUGCCUUUAGGGUCAUCCAAGUAUCCCUGCUCUUAGAAGCGGAGGUCCACUGGUUUUCUAUAAUGUAUUCUUUCCCUCCUGCCGCAUCCUGCCCCCUUCACGUUCAUGAGUCAUUACCAGCCAGGGAAGGUCAUCCAAGUUUCCUCCAGCAUGGGCCGUAUCUUUCCUUGGAGAGCUGCUGAGCGUGGACAGUCCCAGAAAGAAGUGUCAGAGGGCCCAAGGGAAAGGGGACUGUGCCCUGCAGGCUCACCUCACAGGGGUCAGUGUUUGCUCCACAGCUGCAGCUCUGGGCUGACGCCCCCCAGACCCCUUCCUUCUCGGAGUGACCCACCCCCAGGCCACCUGCUCCCGAGAGUUCUGUGCACUUUACUCUUUGGACUUCUCCUCACAUGUGCCCUGGUUUAUGGGGAGAGGGAAUUGCUGUUGGGAAGGCAGAGCCGUUGCUGCCCUCUCUGCUUCCUGUGGCUGGAGCCCAGGCAGAGAGAGUAGGAGCCAGCGUGAGACUGAGGCCCUGGUGCCUGUCGAGGACCAGAGUGAAGGGGACUACGUCUCCCAGCCCUUCACCUUUUAAAUGUGAGUGGUUUUAAAAGGAAAAAAACGAAACCAGGCAAUAGCAACAAUAUUCUGUUUUUAAAAUAGGGACAAGACUGUUGUCCCUUUUUAGACAAUGUAUCCCAUUCCUUUUGGCUCUGCAAUAUUGGGCUGUAGCUCCUUCCAAGCCCGUGGCAGCCCCUCCCGAGUCUCUCCCAGUAGAAUGCAGCCUCCCUUCCCGGGCCCCUUCCCUCCCAGUGACUGUGGCUCCCUGGGGCCUUCUUGUGGAACCCAGAGGGGCUGAGGACUGUGGCCUGGCUGGCGGGCCAGCGUGGUGCUCCUCAGGACUGCGGCACUGAGAUGGAACCUGGCCUCAGUUUAGGAACAGGGGCCACAACAGGGCAGGAACCUACCACCCUCCACAUAGGAAUACAACCAGUAGGGCCCCGUCACGUGAGGCGUCAGACCCACCCCGUCAGCCCAGCAGGCCGGGCUGUGUCCUUCAGACCCAGUGCUGCCCUAGACUCUGACUCGGGGCUCCAGCCUGCCAUGCGCCCCUCUCCCCCUCUUGAAUGUACUCUGGUCUUGCAGUGCGCUGCUGGGCCUUUCUUGCUCAGCCAUCACUCGGCCACCCUGUUUGCUCUGGGUCUGGCUGAAUUUUCUGCCCUGAGAUCUGGGCAUAAAGUGGAUGAAACUUGAAAGACCUUCAGUGUAGAUCCAGAUGGCCAACCUGUCCUUGUUAAGUUACUUGCUUCUUGGGACUCAGUGUCCACUGCUGAGCUGAAAAGGAAAUGGAUCACAAUCUCUUCGAACCUUUACGGUGAUCGAUAGUUUGAGCAAGACUGGAGAGUGGACAACACGACGACGCUGUGGCUAGAAAGGGGCUGUCAUGUCCCAUCCUUUGGCCGGAUUGACUGGGGAUGUCCGGACAGAUGCCUGCGCGGGUGGCGAGGGCCACACCUGCACGCGAGCGGGCAGCUGCUUGCAGUUCACUGCUGUGAUGCCAGAGUGUGUUCAAAGGCGACUCUCCUGCUCUUCUGGACUCUUCUCUCAGGCAAGAAAGGCUGCCGGCUGCCUGAGCACAAAGCCAAGGAACUGCACUGAGUCUUUCUGUUGAGUCCUGAGUUUGUCGUUGGCAGGUUUACUUGUGGCCAGCUCGCUCUGCCCAUGGGCGUCUGAGCAGGCAGACCAGAAGACCAGGCACCGGACAUGCAUGCCAAAGGGACCGGUCAUCUCCUGCGGACCUGUACAUGACCCUGUGGACCGUUCCGCACAAUCCGGAACCCACUUUUUACUCACUCCCCAUGUCUCUGAGCCUUCCUCCUCUUUCUCUUUCCCUCUGCCAUCCUGACACUGAUAGUUUGUCAUAUAAAUCCCCCGGUUGUGUUUUUUUUCUAGGAAAAAAUUAAAAAGGAAAACAAAACCAAAAAACCAGAAACCACAAAUAAGAAUGGAAAUGCCAAUGGCUGCCUGUCAUUUUUGUCACAAUUUUCCUGAUUUGGUUUGUUCCCUUCAUCUCAAAGAAGCAGGAGACAUCGAUGAGGCUGUAAUUUUUUUUCUUUUUCUUUUUUUUGAGACAAGAGUCUCGCUCUGUCGCCCAGGUUGGACUGCAGUGGCGUGAUCUCAGCUCACUGCAACCUCUGCCUCCUGGGUUCAAGCAAUUCUCCUGCCUCAGCCUCCCAAGUAGCUGGGAUUACAGGCAUGUGCCACUGUGCCCGGAUACUUUUUUUGUAUUUUUAGUAGAGAGGGGUUUUACCAUGUUGGCCAGGCUGAACUCCCGACCUCAGGUUAUCCACCCACCUCGGCCUCUCAAAGUGCUGGGAUUACAAGCAUGAGCCACUGUGCCUGGCCAAAGAUGUAAUUUAAAAUGGUUAGAAGGGACUUGGCGUGGGCCAGCUCCGUGCAUGGCAUUUUCACCCCCAGAGCCUCCUAAUCCUGUUUUCACACAGGAAGCUUCUAGGUCUUUCUAGAACAGCUAGGAACAGUAGCUGACCCCUGCCCCAGGCCCAGCCUUCAAACCUGAGCUCUUCACACUGCGUCCUCUGGUGAGCUAUAGAAGAGAACGCGGCUCCUAAACUCUGGCCAUCCUGUGGGAGGAAAUAGACUUCUUUGGGCUGUGGCUUGCAGAACAAACUCCACUUUUUUUCCCUCUAUUUUUAAAUUUUAUUUAAUAAUUUGUGUGUUUUUCUCUUUUUAUUUUCUAUGUUUCAUGUUUUCCUUCACUCCCUAGAAACUGCACUUUCUUUGAAAUCAUAGGCAGUGAAUCUUACUGGGAGAGGUGUGGGGCUAGAGACAGUCCUGGGAGUGUGGCCUGUAAGCCUGCUGGAGGGCAGUGCCAGGCCUUGAUUGCCCACAUUCUCUCCGUUCCUUCUUUCCUUCCUUCAUACAUUCGGUCCCACAGCCCCACGUGUGCAUCACGGUAAGAGCCGAGGGCUCCCUUCAGGGAGCAGCCCAUUUAGGUCUCUGUUGUUGUUGCUGGGGAGAAUACAUGUCUUUCUUGGAA